GCAUGUUGUAGUGUGUAUCAAUCCACGAUCGACCAACCAACCAACAAACCAACCGUUGUACUUGCUAACCAACUUAUGGGUCAAUUAACGACAAGAGAAAUGAUAAAACGAUCAACAGACACAGCACGUGCUAUACCUAUACUUAGAAGAGCCUCAAUGCCGAAAUAAUAAAAAAAGAAACAAUUACAUGGCUGCAGUGCUUCCUACUUGUUGAUCAAUGCCAUCACUCUUCUGGAAAGGGAAAUGCGACGAAAGAUACUGAAGCUAGUAGCAGAAACCAGCACUUCAUGGUAUAGAGACAUGGUGGCUACGUAGCAAUGUAUACCAUGAUGGUAGUCGAGCUAUCAACAAGGCGAUCAAUGUUCGACGGACGAGAUCUUGAAAUAUGGUGUAUAAGAAGGGACCACGAUCCAGCUCUCUGUCUCACAAUCCAAACACCAAGCAACCCAACACAUAUAUCCUCCUCCAUCAUCCGAUAUACUAUAUAAAUCACAUUAAAACUUCCUUAAGUUUUCCGGUCUUUUAAAAUGAAGUUCGCAAGCAGCUUUCUGGCCGUCGGCCUAUUCCUAGCUUCACUAGCCACUACCUCUCCAAUCAUUGAGGGCGAUGGAGAAAUCGCCCUUGGAGUUCGAACUUCCGAGCCCAUCAAUACUGCCGAGGCUGACCUCGACCUCACCAAGAGGGCCGGUAGCUUCUGGUGCCCGAAGACGGACAACGGGGCAUACGGCGUCUAUAAAGAGACAGAGUUUAGCUACUCGCGGGUCGACCGUGCCAUGCAGGAGGGCGCCUCCGUCUUAGAGCGCAAUGGCCCAGGUUGGAGGCCGAAAUCCCGCGACUACCCUCACGUCUUCAACAAUUACGAGAGGAUCUUUAGUGGGUGCACGGGAACCUUGUACGAGUACCCUCUUAUGAAGGACAAGACCUGGAGGAAGGGAGGCGGUGACAACGUCAAGCAAAUCCCUGAUAGAGUUGUAUUCUCGGUCUCCUGGGAUUCUCACAACAGGGUUAUUGAGAAGUUGUGCGGUGUUAUGCGUCACGGCCCUGGCAGGGAUUUCAUUGAAUGUACUUAUUAUUAAGGCGACAUGAUUCAAAAGGUACCUAGCUUGUCGGGAACUUCUACUCGGCUAGUAGGUGGCUAUAGAGAAUUAUGGAGCAGGGCAGGAUGGUUUUAAACUGUAUACUAUUGUACUUGGAUUCGUGGUGGAUGGCGUUCU
Molecule: messenger RNA, 1214 nt
Organism: Hypoxylon trugodes
Lineage: Eukaryota; Fungi; Ascomycota; Sordariomycetes; Xylariales; Hypoxylaceae
Exons: 2
Coding region: 528-1076 (182 amino acids)
Molecular function (GO): RNA binding; RNA nuclease activity
Source: RefSeq, a predicted model, not a curated record